Messenger RNA from Suillus subaureus, 963 nucleotides. RefSeq lists its product as uncharacterized. The transcript has 8 exons. The record is from RefSeq and is a predicted model, not a curated record. Lineage: Eukaryota; Fungi; Basidiomycota; Agaricomycetes; Boletales; Suillaceae. Bases 1 to 963 code for a protein of 320 amino acids.
AUGCUUCAAAGUCUCGUUCCUACCAUUGCAACUAUCCUGCUGGUGUUUUUAAUCGACUUCGCAGUUGCAGGCAACACCACUUGCGCGGGAAAUAUGACACAAUGGUACACGGAUGCAGUAGGAGAGACAGCAUGUACGACAUAUCAGAGACUCAGACAAAUAUGCAAUCCCAACUAUCAAGUCCCAAACUUUCGACCAAAUACUCCAGGUGAUCAAUGCGACGAUCAAUUGCAGAGUUGUUGCUGCAACUCCGUAUCGUGGGCGCUGAGUAUGCUUUGUAUGAACUGUCAAUGGGAUGUAAAUGGCGGGUCUGUCUCAGGCAUCGACGCUGGCGUUGGUGCAUAUGGGAUGUAUCGUUCUCCAUCAGGACCGUUUUGCACUCCAGGAACGAAUCAAUCGCUUCCUGAUGACAUACAGGCUGCAGUCUGCAACGAAGACAUCAAACUCUCCAAUUUCCUGUACGAACUCUUUUGGAACGACGGUUCGUGUAUCUAUACCAUGAACACCGGUGUUAAGGACGAAGCGGCGACAAACAAUAAUAUGUAUACCCACUGCAAUAGCACAGCAAGCUCGACCUUGAGCUCAAGUACCAGAACAAGCACUGCUUCAACGGCCUCAUCCCAGACAGCGGCCCCAUCCCAGACAACGACUGCUGCUUCUGCGGGUUCCGCACAGAAAUCUAAUAUUGCCAUAAUUAUAGGUCCUGUAAUCGGAGGUCUGAUCGCGCUGGUCGGGGCCGUCGUGAUCGCACGAUUCUGCUGGCGUAAGCGCCGCGUUUCAUUGGAUACCGAUAGCCCAUACGCAUACACAAUGGCAAUGGUCUCACCAUAUACAGUCACAGAUCCCGGUAAGUCUUUGAUUACAUUUCCCGUUAAUGGUGAGAAUGUCGAACGAUUCAGAUGCAGGCACGAGACCGACUUCGCACAGAUUCGAGAAUCCAAGCAAACGGGGUUAUCUACCUGA